Messenger RNA from Guillardia theta CCMP2712, 558 nucleotides. RefSeq lists its product as hypothetical. Lineage: Eukaryota; Cryptophyceae; Pyrenomonadales; Geminigeraceae. The coding region runs from base 1 to 555 and encodes 184 amino acids. The transcript has 3 exons. The record is from RefSeq and is a predicted model, not a curated record.
AUGGCCAUGCGAGCUUUCCUCGUCCUGACGGCGAUCGCGACAGCAUCAGCCGUCACUUGCAACAUUGCCAAGCAGGGGGAUCUCUCCGUAGGGAACUGCGGAACGAAAACCAUCCAGUACGGCAGCUGUACCUCGCAAAGUGAAGCGGACACCGCAUUGGUUCUGUUGCUUUUGAGUGCAGCCUUCAUACCUUCAACCGAUGCUGCUUGUGCCGCCUUCAUCACUGGUAUUUGCUCUAGCUACGGCGUGCCCGCCAAGGCCACCAAGUGCUCGGACCUGUGCUCUGGAUAUGCAUUUUCCCAAGGCUGCACUUCAGACUCCCAGUGCGCAACGACGUCCACCACAGUGUUGUCGUGCUGCAGCUCGACGAGGACAGCCAUCUCAAACCUCUGCACCGCCGACUCAGCCAAGCUUGACUCCAUCAUCGCUACUGAAAAAUCCAGUGGAGCAUGUAGUGACACCAACUGCUAUUCAGCAGCGCCCAGGACCAUUUCGUCGCUGUACAUGCCUCUGCUGCUGUCGUUGCUGGGGUAUGCGAUGACCUCUCGUUUGUAAGGG